CUUCUAGAACCACUAGCUUUCGGCGCAUGCGCAGUGUUCGGUAUCCUUGGGGGCCGGUAAAUUGUACAAUCGCUGUGCUCUUAACCUGAGUUUUGUUAAGUUGAACUUACAAUUACGUUUUGGUGAUUUGUAUAGCCGUGGUAUUAACAGAAAACAUUAAACAUGUACUGUGCAAGAAUCAUCUCUGCUUCCCCAGCAAUGCUCCGUACCAUUCGUGCGAUGAGACCAGUAACUUGUGCAGCACUUAGACCAGAACUUUUAAGCAACACCGCAACCAGGGCUAUUCAAACCACCGCUGUACAGAAGGAUAUUGACUCCGCUGCCAAGUUCAUUGGGGCUGGAGCAGCCACUGUGGGUGUUGCAGGUUCAGGUGCCGGUAUUGGAACGGUUUUCGGCAGUUUAAUCAUCGGAUAUGCAAGAAACCCCUCCCUGAAACAACAGCUUUUCACAUACGCCAUCCUUGGUUUUGCGUUGUCUGAAGCUAUGGGUCUCUUCUGUCUUAUGGUUGCUUUCCUGAUCCUGUUUGCUCUAUAGAAGAAUAUAGCUCGACCAAAACUAUUCAAAUAUUAAUGUUUUACUGUUAAACCCGUGCUUUGUGAUCGCCAAAACUUCUUUUCACAUUCUGUUGCCAACGUUCAACUGAAUUUGCGAUUUAAUUUAUAAAAGUUGACACUCUACCCUUCUCUCUGCAAGUUCAAAUUAUUGGGUUCUAAAAUAAAAACGUUUAAAACAA
This is a messenger RNA of Ciona intestinalis (vase tunicate), 733 nucleotides long. RefSeq lists its product as uncharacterized. NCBI's taxonomy places the organism in Eukaryota, Metazoa, Chordata, Ascidiacea, Phlebobranchia, Cionidae. Gene Ontology annotation, biological process: proton motive force-driven ATP synthesis; proton transmembrane transport. Gene Ontology annotation, molecular function: proton transmembrane transporter activity. The record is from RefSeq and is a predicted model, not a curated record.